Molecule: messenger RNA, 1756 nt
Organism: Cotesia glomerata
Lineage: Eukaryota; Metazoa; Arthropoda; Insecta; Hymenoptera; Braconidae
Gene: tan
Exons: 6
Coding region: 418-1602 (394 amino acids)
Source: RefSeq, a predicted model, not a curated record
GGUUCCAACGCUUUAAGAUCUCAGUCUUGUUUGAACCUUCGUCAUUAUUAAAUCUUAACUUAGUUAUUUAUUUUUCUAAAUUAAUUUUGCUUAUUUUUGUUCCUGUUUCAAAAUAACUUUAACUCUUAAAUUCAAAUUUUUAUCUAUGUUUAUUUUUCUUAACUAGUUUAAAACAUUACAUCGGUUAACUUUUAAUUAGUAUCUAAGCACCGAGGCCUUGUUAUCAUUAUCAGUAGCAUAAACAUAAACUGUUAUUGACUUACUUUGACUAUCAAGUUUCAGAAGUUCAGAAAAAUUUUCACUCAUUUUAUUUACAAACGAGUAUCUAUCAACAACUAUCUCGAUACUACAAGUUUUAUUUUUUGUGCUGAUAAACAUUGCUAAGCACGUUUUGUAAAAUAUUUGUUUAAUUAAAAAAUGGCAACAAUUAUAAAAUGUAAUAACGAUUCGUGUGAAUUUAAGAAAGAUAUUGGAAGAAGAAAUGCUGUUCCAAUAAUUUACACUCGAGGAACUCAUUAUGAAAUUGGUUUUGAUAUUGGUCGUACCUUUGCUAAAAUAAUAAACGAGUUUGUAGAUUGCUACAAACCGCUAAACGAGACAUAUUUGGCGGCGUACAGCACUGAAGAAGGAAGAAAAGUCUACGAUGAAACAUUAGAGUGCGUUAAAAAACAAUUUCCGCAAUAUGUACGGGAAAUUGAAGGUACAGCUGCUGGUGCAAAUGUACCAUUUUACAAGCUAUUUCUUAUGCAUCUCGAUGAUAUUGUUCCCAAUGUCGUCAACGGAGAAAUGGCGAGUACUAAACAGCCUGUUGGAUGCUCAUCUAUUGUCUGCAAUUAUCCUGGACAGGAAAUUUUAGGACACAACGAAGAUGCUUUGAGUGAAACUUUAAAUUAUUGGUACAUAGUCUGCGCAGACAUAAACGAACCUGGAUACAAAAAAGAAAAAUUUUCAUCUCUCUCAUACGCAGGAUUUCUUCCUGGCUACACAAUGGGAUAUAAUUAUCACGGAUUAGUAUUCAGUAUCAACACUCUGAGUGCAAAAACGCUGAGAUCAGGAAAAACUCCACGAUAUUUCUUAGCUCGAGCUCUUCUUGGCGUAGAAAAUUUCGUUCAAGCUCAACAGACCCUGAGAAACAAAGGAUACGGCGCCGCGGAAGGUUUUUCGGUGAACAUGACAUUUUUAGAGCAAGAAGGCGAUAGAAUGUUUCAUAACGCUGAAGUUGGUCCAGUUGAAAAAGAUUCAGAUGAAUCACAACUAAGUAUUCUUACUGCUAGUCCCGGUGAAAAUAUAUUUCACUGCAAUAAAUAUCUUCGAUUAAAAGUACCCGAAGUAGACGGUGUUAUUAUACCAAGUAGCGAACAUCGAAUGACAGCAAUAUUGCGACAUCCGCGACCUCGAACUCGCCGUGAAGUCAUAGAAAUACUCACCGACCAAACAGAUAACGAGUACCGUGUUUAUCAAGAGUUCGGACCAGAUGAUUACGUUAAGACGAUAGCAACUGGAAUAUUCGAUUGUGUUAAAAGAACUUGGUCUAUUUACGCCGAUAAACCAAAAUUCAAUGAGCCAUUAGUUGUUUUGCCUAUACGUACAGAAACAUUUUAAAUAAUUGUAAUUAAUUCACUUCGAUAAUUACUAAUGACUAAUUAUUAAUUACUGAGCAAUCAUUAUAAUUUUUCACAGUAAUUUGUGCAAGCAAAAAAUCAUCCAGGGUAUACUAAUGAUUGAUAAUAAACUUAUCAGUUAUAAAAACCAUUAA